CUCUUCUUAGACACUUUAUCGGUAUGCAAUCGAUACGCUCGAUUCGCAUAACUCAUAUCUCUUGAUUAUUUUAGCCUGAUGCUUGUUUCAACAAGCUUCCAGGCCAUUUCUCAGAGGCGACUUAGCCUCAUUGUCCUCGUACCGGACUGCGGCAUCUUCAUCAACCCCGAAGGCCGAGCGUAUGGAGACAGUUCGAGUUCGUUCCCACUCGCCUAGACUAUACCAAUGGAGGGGCCUCGGUGCGAGUCAAAGAGGCCUCGAGGCCGACAGAGUUGUGAUCUGUGCCGGAAGAUGAAAAUACGUUGCGAUCGUCAAAAUGACCUACCAUGCUCGAGCUGCAGAGCUCGUGGAUUGGCAUGUGUAGUCACAGCUGUGCCCAGGAGGACUAAAGAGAAGAGGGCCCAAUUCCUUCACUCUAUCGAAGGUCGUAUCGAGAGAAUGGAGGCUCUUCUCCAGUCUGGUCUGGCAACCAAGGCAGGCUUGCCAAUUGCCGAUCAAGAGGCGGAUCCUACGCCAGAAGCCACCAUCACAGCCCUUGAGAAAGAUAUGUCGAAUCUGGUUCUCAAUGAUGCUGGGGAGCAAAAGUAUAUCGGGCCUUCGUCCGGGUUCAGCUUGUUCUCACCGCGGUCACUAGCUUGGAUGAGCCAUAAGCUAGGUUCUCCACGAAUGUUGAAUCUAUUCACACGUUUGCAUCGACAAGGAUUUAUUUGGCCAACAGCCCGGUUCGAGGGGAAGUGGGAUGGACAAUUCAGGCGGUCCCCUUUACCAUCAAAACAGGCUGCUGUGUACCUCGUGGAUCGAUUCUUCUCAACCUUCAACAAAAGCUAUCCCCUUUUUCGCCGGGAUACCUUUCAAGCCCUAUUUGACCGCCAAUAUGCGGAUGAAAACGCCCGGGAAGGAUCCUCUUUUGCUGCUCUGAAUAUUGUUCUUGCCGUAGGGUGCUGCAUUGCACCAGAAUCACUCCGAGAGAAUAUUCAGAGGGUGGAGCCUUCGUGCACCGAUAAUCUGACGCAGAUGUCCUGGAAGCUCUUUCAGAAUGCGUAUUCGAUGUUUUUCAACAUACUGUUCCUCCAAUUCGAUCUUCUAUCCGUGCAAACAUUGAUCGCAAUGGCCUUCUUUAUGCAAGCCACGGUGAAUCCUGAAGGUUCUUUCUUGUUAAUCGGGACUGCGGCUCGUAUUGCUACGUCUCUCGGUCUCCAUAGGAAGCUGGAAGGGUUCGGCCUUGAGCAAGUGGAAUUGGAACAGCGACAGCGAGUCUUUUGGGUGAUGUAUAUCUUUGAAAAAGACCUCUGCGUCCGAACUGGCAGACCUUCUGCUAUCGAUGACUGUGACGUAGGCAUCAGCAUCCUGACCGAGCCUUGCGACGAGGAGAUUGCUAUCUCGGUCGGGACUCGCGAGCGAGUCACUUUCUACCCAUUUCAACACAUGUGCGCCAUUGCUGUAAUCCAGAGCAAAGUUUAUCGAGAGCUGUAUGCUGUCCAUUCACGAGUCGGCACGACCGCCGAGAGGCUCGAGUCAAUAAGCAAACUUGACGCCGAGCUCCAACAUUGGAAAGAGCAGAUACCAGUAGAUGCCAGACCCGAGCAUCCUAUUGUCUGCGAAAGGGACAGUCAAUUCGCCAUUGCUAUUCUCCAUUUUAACUACUACCACUGCUUGAUAGCCAUUCACCGUAUUCAUGCACAGCACGAGCUAUGGGUUGCCCAACAGGCAGAAGUUGAAAGCACCGAUAAGAACACCCCCGAGUCUUAUCUGUUCUCGGACCGGGAGGAGUCGAGGUCACAACAGCAAUCGUCGUAUGAAUUGUGUCUGGCGGCGGCAAGGUCCAUUCUCUAUCUCGCAGCGGCCUACCUCGAUGGCAGUCAUAUGCAGCACAAACUCCUCUGGAUUUCGACUUAUUUUCCACUUUCGGCAUUUCUGACUUUAUUCACGAAUAUUCUCCAGCGUCCGCUGAGUGAAAAGGCCGAAUCUGACCUUGUCAUCAUGGUCAACUCUUACGAUCGUCUGAGAAACAUAUUCACCAAGGAAGAUGAAAUGCUUUACCAAUUCGUGGCGGCCCUUGUCGGCGAGACGGUGAGUUCGGCGGAGCAGUACAUCCGGGAUGCUCGUGCUCGGGAAGCGGCAAAUGCAGUUCAGGCGACGAUCGCCGAGCAGUCCGGAACGACGUCGAACCCUUUGGACGGAGGUAUUAAUCGAAGUCUAGAUGAUUUGAAUUACCCGGCUCAACCUGGACUCAGCGCGCCUGCAUUUGACCCGGUUUAUGAUAUGAAUACCUUCAACCCGAUGACAGAUCAGGGCAGCUUUAUGGGUGGUACCUUUACGGGUCAAGGUGAUCUCCCCAGCUCGUACGUGGCGGGAUUCGACUCGGAUGAGUUUUCGGCACCUUUUUUUGCAAACCUACCUCAAUUCGAGUCGACUGGGAUGGUGGGAUUGGAUACUCCAUUUCCUUUCACAGAGUAUGGAGGUUGGAGUUGGACUCCAGAUCAAUGAACAAGCGACAUGAUGGACAGUUGUAUGAAUUGAUAUAUACGGGUUUGGUGGUUGAUAUCGCCAAUGGGUGUGAAAAUAAGGUUGAACAGGAAUCGCAGAAACCUCUCGAGGUGAUUUACCUUGAAGCUACAAGCACGAAUAGUGUACAAUACGCACUCGGAUUCUCCCCUCACCACCAAGAUAUAAGGUCCACCUUGCCUUCCCUUGCCUUUCUAGAUAUCAAGUGUCUACUCUGCAGGUGUCUAAAGAAUUUGGACCUUCAGACUCG
This is a messenger RNA of Exophiala oligosperma, 2755 nucleotides long. RefSeq lists its product as uncharacterized. NCBI's taxonomy places the organism in Eukaryota, Fungi, Ascomycota, Eurotiomycetes, Chaetothyriales, Herpotrichiellaceae. Bases 226 to 2487 code for a protein of 753 amino acids. Gene Ontology annotation, biological process: DNA-templated transcription; regulation of DNA-templated transcription. The record is from RefSeq and is a predicted model, not a curated record. The transcript is spliced from 7 exons. Gene Ontology annotation, molecular function: DNA binding; DNA-binding transcription factor activity, RNA polymerase II-specific; zinc ion binding.